AUGCAGCUGAAGAGGCCUUUGGGUGAGAAAUUAUCUGAUGGGCAGUGCCUGGAUGUGCAGCUGGUGUGUGAGCAGAGGUACUUCAGGUGGUGGUACAAGAAGACCCGCAUAGAGAAAAAACCUGCCUUCAUUGACCUCUUGUGUGCUGUUCCUCUGCAGCAGAUCUACGGGUGCCCGCUGGGCGGGAUCGGGGGAGGCACCAUCACCCGUGGCUGGCGGGGGGAGUUCUGCCGCUGGCAGCUGAACCCGGGCAUUUAUCACUAUGAAACGGUCAUCGCCGACCAGUUCACAGUGUGCCUGCGUUGCAAGGGGCAGACAGUUUACCAGCAGGUUCUGUCUGUGGAGAGACCCAGCACUCUGCAGGGCUGGAACUGGGGCUACUGCGGCCACUACGCCUUCUACCAUGCCCUGUACCCCCGUGCCUGGAUGGUCUACGAGCUCCCGGGGCAAAACGUGGUGCUCACUUGCCGCCAGGUCUCUCCCGUCAUCCCCCAUGACUAUAAGGACUCCAGCCUGCCGGUGGGAGUGUUCGUCUGGGAGGUGGAGAACGGGAGGGAUGAGGACGUGGACGUCUCCAUCAUGUUCAGCCUGCAGAACGGCACGGGAACGAAGGAUGACAGGAGUGGAGGGCACUGGAACGAGCCCUUCGCCUUCGAGAAGGAGGGCGAGCAGGUUGCGGGAGUCCUGCUGCACCACUGCACACGCGUGAACCCCUUCACCCUCGCCAUCUCUGCCCGGGAGAAGGCUGGCACAGGAGUCACCCACUUCACGGCGUUCAAUCCCAAUCCCGCGGGAUCGGGUAGAGAGGUGUGGCAUGCCCUCCUGCAGGACGGCAGGCUGGAUUCCCCCGCUGGUGAGUCCCUCCGUCCCCUGUGGGACGGGUGGCGGGGGAGCAGGGAAAAACACAGGACGCUGGAGUUGGCCCUGGCAUGGGACAUGCCCCGUGUUCAUUUUGGCUCCAAGGAGAAGCUGCACCUCAGGCGGUACACCCGUGCUUUUGGCAGCGGAGGUGAUGCCGCUCCUGCCCUGUCGCAUCACGCACUGACGCACUACAAGGAGUGGGAGAGGAAGAUCGAAGCAUGGCAGAAGCCCAUCCUGGACAACAGCUUCUGCCGCCAGGAGUACCGGAUGUACAACACCUACGAUGUCCACUUCUACGCCUCCUUUGCUCUCGUCAUGCUGUGGCCCAAGCUGCAGAUCAGCCUGCAGUAUGACAUUGCUGUAACAGUGGUGAACGAGGAUGUCCAGCCUCGGCAGUACUUGAUGUGUGGUCAGACAGCCCAGGUGAAGCUGAAGAACGUGGUGCCGCACGACAUUGGGGACCCAGCUGACGAGCCGUGGCAGCGUGUCAAUGCCUACCUGAUGCACGACACGGCCGACUGGAAGGACCUCAACCUGAAGUUUGUGCUGCAGGUGUACCGCGACUACUACCUGACACGCGACUCCCUGUACUUGCGGGACAUGUGGCCAGUCUGCCAGGCUGUGAUGGAGUCAGAGCUGAAGUUUGAUACAGAUAACGAUGGGCUUAUCGAAAAUGGUGGCUUUGCUGACCAGACAUACGACGCGUGGGUGGUAAAUGGAGCCAGCGCGUACUGUGGCGGGCUGUGGCUGGCAGCCGUCUGCAUGAUGUGCAAGAUGGCAGAGGUGCUCGGGGAUGCUGAGAUCCAGCAGAAGUACACGGACAUCCUGAGCAAGGGCAAGGAGGCAUUUGAGAGGAUGCUCUGGAAUGGAAAAUACUACAACUAUGACAGCAGUGGGAGUGACACCUCCAGCAGCAUCAUGUCAGACCAGUGUGCCGGGCAGUGGUUUCUUGGGGCUUGUGGUCUGGACCAAGGGGAGUUUGAGGUCUUCCCCAAGAGUCAUGUUGUCAGUGCACUCAAGACCAUCUUUGAAAAGAACGUCAUGAGCUUUGCUGGUGGCACCAUGGGAGCGGUGAAUGGCAUGAGACCUGACGGGGUGCCCGACACCUCCAGCGUGCAGUCCAAUGAGGUCUGGAUCGGUGUGGUCUACGCCUUGGCUGCCACCAUGAUCCAGGAGGGGCUGGUGGAGGAAGGCUUUCAUACAGCGGAGGGCUGUUACCGGACAGUUUGGGAACAGCUGGGCAUGGCUUUCCAGACACCGGAGGCCUAUCGGGAGAAGAAAGUCUACCGUUCGCUGGCUUACAUGCGGCCCCUUAGCAUCUGGAGCAUGCAGCUGGCCCUGGAGCGCAGAGCUGGCCAGGCACCAGCACCCGCGGAGCCCCCCCAGGUCCCCCUCCACCCUUGA
This is a messenger RNA of Nipponia nippon (crested ibis), 2265 nucleotides long. The record is from RefSeq and is a predicted model, not a curated record. NCBI's taxonomy places the organism in Eukaryota, Metazoa, Chordata, Aves, Pelecaniformes, Threskiornithidae.